GAGCUGAACAAAAGCCCGUUGACAGCGGAGAGGGGGGUGUGCUGCCGGCUCUGGAGCAGCGCUGUACCGGUGUUCAUAGUCUUAUCACCGGAGCUUUGUGCCUAACGCGAGCGUUAUGAAAGAAAACCAGUGUCCGACAUCAUAAAACGCGAUGUCGCGCCCCUCUGAACGCUCCACUCUGCGUCUGUGAGCCUGGAGCCGGGAGACGGGCGGCUGUCGGGCUCUGACUGGUCACCGGGGCACCAGCCCGGUGUCUGACCCGCGGUGAACCUGAAGGAUGACAGCCGCAACAGCCUCUCCGCUGGCGGCCAGAGACAGGCUCCUGCAGGCCAUCGACAGCCAGAGUAACGUGUCCAACAUGAUGGUGGUUUUGGACGUCAUUUCUUUCCUGGAGAAAUAUCCCAUCACCAAAGAAGCACUGGAGGAAACUCGCCUAGGAAAGCUGAUCAAUGACAUCCGGAGGAAAACCCAAAAUACUGAGUUGGCAAAGCGGGCCAAGAGGCUUCUGCGUGGUUGGCAGCAGCUCCUCCUGCCCGGGUCUGCUGAGGCCUGCUGCAAGAUGGACAGCAAGGCACCAUGGUCUUCUUCUCAUGAAUCAUCUCAUCCACACAUCUCCUCCUCAUCUGUACCUCCAACCAAGAAAACAAUCUGUGAGCUCAAGAGCCGAAAUGAUUUCAACAACUGUAAAGCUGGAAAGAAGCAUCACAAAAUCCGCAAGGCUGACCGCAGUGUACAUGAAACAACAAAGCUAACAAAGCUAUCUAAGAUAAUUCCUGACCGAACACAUUUAAACAUAUCACACAAUAGCAAUGGAAUUAAUGGCCUUAAAAUCCAGGUAAACAAGCCGCUCAGCACGUCCCUGUUACUGAAAGCAUCUGUUAUGCAGCAACAGGCCGGUGCCUCUAGAGGGCAUCGCACCAAGAAAACUACAUGCAGUUCAUCACAACAGGAAAUUGUGAAAAAGGCUAGACAACAACCACACACUCCAAGUUUAAGCAAAGAGGAUAUUCCCCAAAUAGAUUCUGAAUGUUUGAAAUCGUCAUCACAUGGUUUGAGCAAGUCAGUUGACAAGCAGACCUGUUUGGGUACAUUUGGGGAUAACAAAAAAGAUGUUAAAUUAAAAGAUAAACAACUUGUAUUUAAUCCCAAAACAUGCCAAAUAAAAUGCAAUAAACAAGGUGAAACUGAAAAUGAACUGAAAAAUAUUAAUCAUAAAAAGCUUGUCAUAUCCAAUCAGGGAGCGUCCAGUAGUUUGCAGCUGACCAACUGGAAAGAGGUGUCUACAUCUGAGAGUAUACAGUCUUACCUCAGUCACCAGAGCAGUGUGUUGUCAGCAGUGCCCAGUGUGCCCAGUGUGCCCAGUGUGCCCAGUAUGUUCAGUGCAUCCAGUGCAUUAAACAGUAGAGGAGACCAGUCAGUGCCUCUGCCCAAGAGCCCUCCUGUGGAUGUGCCGGGGGUUAGUAGGCCUGUCACAGCUGCUGAUGUGCAGAGGCUACACACCCAGCGCUGGCCAGGAGUCAACGGACGCCUCGAUCCUUGGGGACACUGGUCAGACUGGACCCAGAGCUUCUCUGUGGAUGUGGGUGCUGAUGGGAGCAGGCUGAAUGUUCUGCCUUAUGUCUGUCUAGACUGAGAGCUCAAGAUCUGGAGAUGGGUCUUUAGAUAUUGCACUGCCACUGGCGUUCAAGAACCCAUUUAAAACAUUGCCUAAUAAGAUACAUGCAAUAUAUGACUUUAUGUCUACAGUAUUUGCCCAGGGCAGUAAGCAAAUGCCGGCCAGUAAAUAAAUUAUAAAUAAUCAAAUUAUAAGUAAAAUUGGUUUGUACACACACACUUACAUAUGGUUUAAUAUGGAGGUUUAAUAUGAAAUAGCCCUGGUCAGUCUUUGCUCUUUCUCUGGGCUGUUUGCUCAGCUCACUCAUCAAGCUGUUGAUUGAUUCCAAUGAUCUUUUAUUUUUAACUCUCAUGAAAUUCCACAUAUUUGUUUAGUUGAAGGAGCUGUGUAUUCCUCUUUGUGAUUUGAAAGAUGGGCAAGAUUAUAUAAAUCGCCUAAGAGAUAUGUGAAGGGUUGAAAACAAAGCCAUAUGCAACAAAAAAGCAAAUACUAUAAUGUGCUAUCACAUUGUUGGACACUAUUGGAUACAUGUAUUCAGACUUCAGACACAGAUGCUGUGUCCAUGUGUAAUGUCCCUUUAAUAAAGGCAGAGUACAACUUUAACUGAAAAUAAUGAAAUCUAAUGUUCAGAAAAGUGUUUGUAUGAUGUCUGCUUUUGUAAAGAUGUUACAUUGUUUUUUUUAUCAUUACAACUUUAGUAAACAGUGAUGGUUUAUUGUUAUUUAUUCGCAACGGUGUUUUAAUGUAUUUCUGCUUUUGAGAUUAUCAAAUGCUGGAUAAAUACACCAUUCCAGACGUUUACCUUUAAAUGAAAACUAGAAUGUUCUCCUUUUUUUAUAAUUUUAAUAUGAAUGGACUAAAUCAGUUGUCUGCAAUCUUUGUGUAAAGGGAAUUGACAACAGGGUGUAAUGAAUUUAUUGAUUUUUUUUUUAUAAAUAAGUAAACAAAUAAAUAAAUAAAAGUGAUUAUUUCCC
Messenger RNA from Periophthalmus magnuspinnatus, 2589 nucleotides. Its product is annotated as mediator of RNA polymerase II transcription subunit 26-like. NCBI's taxonomy places the organism in Eukaryota, Metazoa, Chordata, Actinopteri, Gobiiformes, Gobiidae. Gene Ontology annotation, molecular function: transcription coregulator activity. The coding region runs from base 278 to 1633 and encodes 451 amino acids. Gene Ontology annotation, cellular component: core mediator complex; nucleus; mediator complex. The record is from RefSeq and is a predicted model, not a curated record. The transcript is spliced from 3 exons. Gene Ontology annotation, biological process: regulation of transcription by RNA polymerase II; positive regulation of gene expression.